UGUAGGCAACCACGCAAUACAACCAUCUAAAAAUAAAUGUCACACGAAAAUUUUGUUUUUAUACUGCUUACAACAUACAAAAAUAAUACAUUUAUAUAAAAUUAUUUUUUACUUAAUAUAUGUUCAAAUAAUCCAAAUAAAUUGGUUGCUGAUAUUUGUAACAAGAAAAUAUUUACAGGUUAGAUAUUUGGUUGUAUACAAAACAUGCACCAAGAUGCAACGAAUUUGCAAACGAUUUCUAUCAACGACACUGCCGAACCUGCGAAAAGUACAGGCAACAAAUCUCAAAGGCAAAAAGAAGAGCUCGCAGGAAUGGAUACAACGCCAACUGAAUGAUCCAUAUGUACAAAAAGCAGAUGUUUUCAAUUACCGAUGUCGUAGUGCUUUUAAACUCUUGGAAAUAGACGAAAGGUUCAAAAUCCUCCAACCAGACAAGGAACAAGUCAUUAUAGAUUGUGGCGCAGCACCAGGUUCUUGGUCUCAAGUUGCAAAGAAAUAUUCAGGGCCAAAUAGCACUAUUAUAGCCAUUGAUAAAUUGCAACUGUAUCCAAUUGAAGGUGUGCAUAUUCUUGGCAAUCAAGAUUUCACCACUGCACAUGCCAAACUACAAGAAUUAUUGGAUGAUAAGAAGGUGCAUGUUGUCCUAUCAGAUAUGGCACCCAAUGCAACAGGGAUCAAGUCAAUGGAUGGUGAAAACAUAGUCACUUUAGGAUAUUCAGUGCUGAAAUUUGCAGUGACAGUCAGUGAGCUAGAUGCAUGUCUUUUGAUUAAACUGUGGCAAUGUGCAGAAGCAAAAAAAUUAGAACAGGACAUGUGCAGAUUUUACGAAAGUGUUAAAGUUGUAAAACCACAGGCCAGUAGAAGUGACAGUGCUGAAAUAUUCCUCCUUGGUAGGCACUUCAAAGGCUUGUCUACAGCCUAGUGUCUAGUAUUGUAUAAAUAAACACAGUGUACAAAUUACUUAGGAUUUAUCAUAUACAAAUUAAUAUGUAAAAGCACUAUUAAUAUAUCAACAUUAAUUGAAGCUAGAA
Dalotia coriaria is the source of this 1031-nucleotide messenger RNA. It is a transcript of the gene Mrm2, whose product is annotated as Mitochondrial rRNA methyltransferase 2. Gene Ontology annotation, molecular function: rRNA (uridine-2'-O-ribose)-methyltransferase activity. The transcript is spliced from 2 exons. Gene Ontology annotation, cellular component: mitochondrion. The coding region runs from base 215 to 922 and encodes 235 amino acids. Lineage: Eukaryota; Metazoa; Arthropoda; Insecta; Coleoptera; Staphylinidae. The record is from RefSeq and is a predicted model, not a curated record. Gene Ontology annotation, biological process: RNA methylation.